Messenger RNA from Pogonomyrmex barbatus (red harvester ant), 3378 nucleotides. RefSeq lists its product as uncharacterized. NCBI's taxonomy places the organism in Eukaryota, Metazoa, Arthropoda, Insecta, Hymenoptera, Formicidae. Gene Ontology annotation, molecular function: chitin binding. Gene Ontology annotation, cellular component: extracellular region. The record is from RefSeq and is a predicted model, not a curated record.
UUCUUUUACAAGGUUACAUAAUUAAUUUUUUUGUUGCAGUGCUAACAUGCGGGAGAAACGAUGGCUGCUGCUGCUCGCUCUGUACGGAAUGCUAUUGGCCCACGCAGUCUCCGCAGCGCUCAAGACCAGGCCGAAAUUUAAGAUCGCGACAACCUCCACAACAACAACGACUACAACCACCACCACAACCGAGGAGCCUCACGUGGAAGAAAAUGACCAAGCGAAUUCGGAGACGACAACAGUCGCGAGCGAGACCAACGGGACGACCGGGCACACCUUGACGGGAAUUCCGCAGAUCGAUUAUAUAUGGGAUCCGAAUCUACCGCGCGAGUUAAACGGCUACAAUCUCAGUGAUUAUCCGUUUUACAAUAGUAUACCCGAGGAUAUCGAUUUCAAAUGCGACGGCUUGCACGACGGAUUCUACGCCAGCGUGCCGCACAAAUGCCAGGUCUAUCAUCACUGUCUCUUCGGCACUCGCUACGACUUCCUGUGCGCCAAUUUCACGGCGUUCGACCAGAAGACCUUCAUCUGUCACUUCGUGUCCGAGGUCGAUUGUGCCAAUUCCAAAAAGUACUGGCACAGGAACGACGCUCUUUAUCAAGCCACGACGACCACGACCACGACCACGACCACCGUGGCGCCGGUCGCAGCGCCGACCAGUCGGGCGGCUGUACGCGAUCGGAUUCCGCCCAGAAGGAGGCCGCCGGCGAGAAGAAGGCCCUACGACUACUACGAGGAGGAUUAUUACGACGACGAGUACGAUCGUCCGCGAGAUUUCAUCGGCCGGGACGACUACGAGUACGAUGACCGGAAGUACAGGCGAGACCGAGAUCGCGAGUUUAGAGAUCGGGACCGCGAUCGUGACUUCCGGGAUAGAGAUCCGCCGGCGCGCGGUAGGGAUAGAGACGAUAGGGAUCGGGACAGAUAUCCCUCCCGGGGAAACAGGAGAGACCCGCCUAGGUCGAGAGAUCCGCUGGAGGAGGACUCGAGGUCUCGGAGCAGGAGCCCGGAUCAAGGUAUCAGAUCUACAUCGAGGGAGGUGGACGAUUCAGAUGUGUACGAUAGGCGCGCCGAGUCGAGGAACAGGGAUACCGAUAAGCGAAGAUAUCUCGAUAAGAGCUCUCUCUCUCCUAUUGAAAGAAACGAAAUUGUAAUUAAAGAGGAGCCACGACGGCGCCCGGCAGAUUUCGCGGAGGAUGACUACUACGACGACGAGAUAGAGGACGUCAGACCGAGAAGACCGCUCAGAAGAAGACCCUCGUAUAGGGACAGAGAUAGAGAUAGAGACUUCUAUGAGACUCGGGACCGGGACCGUCCCCUUAGAACUCGCUAUCAUUCAACGGCAGAAGAGGUACGACUCAGGACACAUCAGGACCGCUCGAGGGAUCGUUACUACGAUCGAGACAGGGACCGAAGUAGAGAUCGAGGUCUCGAUCGUGGAAAAGAUCGCGGGUCCGAGAGAUUUUCGGAUCGCGAUUCGCGAGGAAGAUCGCAAGAUUCCGAUAGACAAGAGCAACCAUAUUCGCCUCGGCUUCUUGAUCGCGAAAGAGACACCGAACGACCACGAUCUUCCUCGAGAUCGAAGGAUCUAUCGGACGCUACCGAAGUGUCCAAAAGACCCAAUACGUACGAUCGAACAACUGAGAAAACCACCAGCACAACUACCACAACCACCACAACUACCACGACUUGCUUACCAGAGCAGCUUAUUCAUAAAUCUGAAGAGCCUAAAGACACGAUAGCCGAUCGAGAGGAGGACCCAUCUUAUCUGGAACGAUCGGCCAGACCUACUCAGACGCAAAGUGAUCGCGUAGCGGGAGAUACUCAGGAUUAUCAGAGAAAUUUGUCCGAGAAAUCUCAGAGACCGUCUCAGCAAGUGGAUUACCAAGACAGAGAGGUGGAAGGUAGGAACGAACAGAGUCAUCAUCAAGUCGCGUAUCCGGACGAGUAUUCCUCCGAGUAUUACGACGAGCCGCUGGAAGAGCCACCGUCUCCCCCGCCACCCCGAACCACCGUUCGAAUCGUGAAGAGGCCUUUCCUACCGUCUCGAGGCGGCAAUCCCAAUCCGAGGGGAUUAUCACCGGUCGGCUCGAAAGCGCCGCAAUCGACCAGAAGAGACGAAGAGACGACGACCGACCACCGAAGUAGCUUGGGCGAAAAUGAACAUAGGGGUUACUACGUACAAGAGGAGCAAGAGGACAAUAGGAACAUUAAUCAUCAGGAAUCGUUCCUAAGAUCGGGCAAUAAGCAAACGUACGACGCUUACAAAACCGUCCAGAGCGAUCUUCAGAAGAAACAACGCCAGGACGAGUACGACAGCGCGACGUCCAGAACGGUGCUACGAAGACCGACGGAGAAGAGCAACGAGGAGGAAGUCUCGAGGGGCUCGGAAGAUUUAUCGAACUCCUCCAGAGGAUACUCCUCUCAGAACCAAUCGUACGAUCUGCGUAAUCGUCAGGAAGCCCUGCAACCAAAGUGGAUAGAGAAUUACUCGAGCGACAAGUACGCGGAUGUCAGCAAUGUGCAAACGUCCUCGGGUUCACCGAUCCGCAGCAAGGUGAGACUUCUCUCCGAGUCCACGCCGAACAUUUACAGCUCGACGUACAAGAGCGAGGACAUUCAGGAUCUGCCGUCGGGGCCUGGCAGCUACAGAGCGAAGCAAAGGAUCAACGAAGUGACGCAUCGCCUUCAGGAUAUUCCCGAGAGCGAAUACGACGUUACCUUAAAUGACGCUCUGACACCGACUUUAAUUCAAGAAGCCAAUUUACCGAGCGGAUUCGUCCUGCCUCUUCACAGACAGCUGGGCAGAGACACUGUGCUACAGCCUUCCGAGAACAAUUACAAGCUUUCCAGGCCGGUUAAUCAGCAGCAGCAGCAGCAGCAGCAGCAGCAGCAGCAGCAGCAACAGCAAUCGCAACAGCAUCAGCAUCAACAUCAGAAAUCGUUCGUUCCGAGUCCUCAGUUCUUGCCGACGAGCAUCAGCAACAACGAUCGGGGCCGAACGGUGUAUUACAGAACGCCGGAGGCUAUACAGGUCAGCGGGGCGCAAUACAGACAGCAGAGACCAUGGCAAGAUUACACGGCGUACUAACGGAAGAGAUAUUGCAUCGUGAUAUACCGAGAUAUUACGAGUGCGACGAGGAAGCGUUUGAGAUUUCACGAGGCGUAGAGCUUGCCUCAGCGAGCGCUAAACGACUAAUUUAUACUGCCACCGAUCGACUUGGGAAAGGCACUUUCAUGGAAGACAGACGCCGCGUUUCUUUUAUGAAACUGGCUUUCCGCGAACGGAAAGCAUCGCGUUUCGACCUUUAGCCCUGUCGCCAAUCAGACGAUCAGUGUCUUUCAUUCCAAAGAACGCGCGACGUCGCUCCGCCCGCC